Messenger RNA from Ramularia collo-cygni, 348 nucleotides. RefSeq names its product related to tubulin-specific chaperone Rbl2. Gene Ontology annotation, cellular component: cytosol; microtubule cytoskeleton. Gene Ontology annotation, molecular function: beta-tubulin binding. NCBI's taxonomy places the organism in Eukaryota, Fungi, Ascomycota, Dothideomycetes, Mycosphaerellales, Mycosphaerellaceae. Bases 1 to 348 code for a protein of 115 amino acids. Gene Ontology annotation, biological process: post-chaperonin tubulin folding pathway; tubulin complex assembly. The record is from RefSeq and is a predicted model, not a curated record. The transcript has 3 exons.
AUGCCUCCGCCAUCACCAUUAGCCAUUGCGACCUCCGUCCUCGUCCGCCUCACGAAGGAGAAKGCCUCAUAUCAUAAGGAACACGCGCAGCAGGAAGCCAACAUUGCCAAGUUGGAGAGUGCUGCCGCCACGAGUGAGGAUGAGAACGCCGAGUACACGCUGAGACAGGAGAAAAAGGCUCUCUCCGAGACCGCCGCCAUGUUCCCUCAAAUUCGCACAAAGAUUGAGGAGGCGAGAGCGAAGCUCCAUUCGACUCUGGACCAAGACACUCAGAGUUCACCAGAGGACAUCACCAAGGCGAAAGAGGCUAUCGCUGCUGCAGAUGCUGCGAUUCAGGAGGACUCUUGA